This is a messenger RNA of Oryza sativa Japonica Group (Japanese rice), 3306 nucleotides long. RefSeq names its product subtilisin-like protease SBT1.5. The record is from RefSeq and is a predicted model, not a curated record. Gene Ontology annotation, biological process: proteolysis. NCBI's taxonomy places the organism in Eukaryota, Viridiplantae, Streptophyta, Magnoliopsida, Poales, Poaceae. Gene Ontology annotation, molecular function: serine-type endopeptidase activity.
GGCCACCGCCACGGCCACGGCCACGCCGCAUCUCCCCCUCCCCCUCCACCACCACCCCACCCCGUGUCCAGCUUUGUGCUUUCCCCUCCUCCUCCUCCCCCAUCUCCACUGAUCUCCUCACCUCUCCGGAUCCGGCAUUCCGCCAUGGCGUCGUCGGCGUCCCGCACUCUCCUGCUGCUGGUGGUGGUGGUGGUUGUGGCCGCUGCCGUUGGAGGAGUGUUGGGUGGGGGAGGGGAGGAGAGGACGUUCAUCGUGCGGGUGGAUGCGGACGCGAAGCCCUCGGCGUUCCCGACGCACGCGCACUGGUACGAGGCGGCGGUGAUGGCAGCGGAGGGUGGUGGUGGUGGAGGGGAGUGGCGGGAGGGGGGCCCGCUGAUCCACACCUACUCCGCCGCCUUCCACGGCUUCUCCGCGCGGAUGUCGCCGGCUGCGGCGGCGGCGCUGGCGGAGGCUCCCGGGGUGGCGGCGGUGGUGCCGGAGCGGGUCCGGCAGCUCGCCACCACCCGCUCGCCGCGGUUCCUUGGGCUGCUGUCGUCCCCGCCGUCGGCGCUCCUCGCGGACUCGGAUUUUGGUUCCGACCUCGUCAUCGCCAUCAUCGACACCGGCAUCUCCCCCACCCACCGCAGCUUCCACGACCGUGGGCUUGGUCCGGUGCCGUCCAAGUGGCGCGGGGUGUGCUCGUCGGGGCCUGGGUUCCCGCCCAACUCCUGCAAUCGCAAGCUCGUCGGCGCGCGGUUCUUCUCCGCCGGGUAUGAGGCCACCUCCGGCCGCAUGAACGAGACGGCGGAGGUCAGGUCGCCGCUCGACACCGAUGGGCACGGGACCCACACGGCCUCCAUCGCCGCCGGCCGCUACGUGUUCCCGGCGUCCACCCUCGGCUACGCCCGGGGCGUGGCUGCCGGGAUGGCGCCCAAGGCACGCCUCGCCGCGUACAAGGUGUGCUGGGUGGGCGGCUGCUUCGACUCCGACAUCCUUGCGGCUUUCGAUGCCGCCGUCGCCGACGGCGUCGAUGUCGUGUCCCUCAGCGUCGGUGGCGUCGUCGUGCCGUACUACCUUGACGCCAUUGCCAUUGGGGCAUUCGGGGCGACGGAGGCUGGGAUUGUUGUUUCGGCUUCGGCCGGCAAUGGCGGCCCUGGUGGGCUCACUGUGACCAAUGUGGCUCCCUGGAUGGCCACCGUUGGCGCUGGGUCCAUGGACCGCGCCUUCCCGGCCAACGUGCAGCUCGGCAAUGGUCAAGUGCUCGACGGUGUCAGCGUGUACGGCGGGCCAGCGCUCCAAUCCGGCAAGAUGUAUGAGCUUGUAUAUGCUGGAGCAAGCAGCGGCGCUGCCUCGUCUGCGGCUGACGGCUACUCGGCGUCCAUGUGCCUCGACGGCUCGCUCGACCCCGCCGCGGUGCGGGGCAAGAUCGUGGUGUGCGACCGCGGCGUGAACUCGCGCGCCGCCAAGGGCGACGUGGUUCACCGCGCGGGCGGCAUCGGGAUGGUGCUCGCCAACGGGGUGUUCGACGGGGAGGGCCUCGUCGCCGACUGCCACGUUCUGCCAGCCACAGCCGUCGGCGCGGCCGCUGGCGACAAGCUCCGUAAGUACAUUGGGUCGUCGACGCGGCAGGCGCCGGCCACCGGCACCAUCUUGUUCGAAGGCACCCACCUCGGCGUGCAUCCGGCGCCUGUGGUGGCCGCGUUCUCCGCGCGUGGCCCCAAUCCCCAAUCCCCGGAAAUACUCAAGCCAGACCUGAUUGCCCCCGGCCUAAACAUCCUCGCCGCAUGGCCCAGCGGCGUCGGGCCGGCCGGCAUCCCCUCCGACGGCCGCCGCACGGAAUUCAACAUCCUCUCGGGCACGUCCAUGGCUUGCCCGCACAUCUCCGGCCUCGCCGCAUUGCUCAAGGCGGCGCAUCCUACCUGGAGCCCCGCGGCGAUCAAGUCAGCGCUCAUGACCACCGCCUACAUCAAGGACAACAGCAACGGCACCAUGGUGGACGAGUCCACGGGCGUCGUGGCCGACGUGUUCGACUUCGGCGCAGGGCACGUUGACCCGAUGCGCGCCAUGGACCCUGGUCUCGUCUACGACAUCACCCCCGUGGACUACGUCAACUUCCUCUGCAACCUGAACUACACCGAGCAGAACAUCCGGGCGAUCACGCGGCGCCCCGCGGACUGCCGCGGCGCGCGGCGCGCGGGGCACGCCGGGAACCUCAACUACCCGUCCAUGUCCGCCACGUUCGCCGCGGACGGCACCAGGGCGACGAUGAAGACCCACUUCAUCCGGACGGUGACCAACGUCGGCGGCGGGCGCGCGGUGUACCGCGCGACGGUGAGGUCGCCCGAGGGGUGCGCGGUGACCGUGCAGCCGCGGCAGCUGGCGUUCCGGCGCGACGGGCAGAAGCUGAGCUUCACGGUGCGGGUGGAGGCCGCGGCGCCAGCCAAGAAGAUGGAGCCCGGGAGCUCGCAGGUGAGGAGCGGCGCGGUGACGUGGAGCGACGGGAGGCACGCCGUGAACACCCCGGUCGUCGUGACAGUGCAAGCGCCGCUGCAGUAAAGACGACAAAUCCGACGCGAUCAUCUCAGUGUUGUUCAUGGUGCUACUACUACCACCACAGUACCACUACAAUGUGAGGGUUUUCAAGAGGUUUUAUGAUGUGUGUAAAGAGGCAAGGAAUUAAUCCAAUCAUCUGUGCUAUCAACACCCAUGGUCCUCACCUGAGCUCACAUGGACGUGUGAGACUCGAUUGAGAGAUUUGGCCCAACGUGUACUUGCUAGUGUACCACCUGGAUCAAGCUUAACUGCCUUCAAUUCAACCUACCUCAUCCUCCUCCUCCUGCCUCUUGAAUUUUUUGGGAGGAGAUGGAGGGAAAGCCAAAGGCGGCUGCCUGCCGCUGCUGCUGGGAGGAGGAGCAUCAGCAAAGCAAGGCAAAAAAUCAUCAUCAUCAUACGCGGCGUGGCUUUUCCGAAAGGGGCCUUGCACUGUGAGAGCAAUUACGUGGCAUCAAUGGCAGCGAAAGGGGGUGGCAAAAGCUGGUGCGGUCCGGAGACCAAAAAUGAAGCUUGUGCCUGGGCGGAACAUGCUGCAAGUUAUUGCUGCAAUGCCGUGCUCGGGACAAGGAUUUACUUACAGAAGCCGUCCCUUGACGGUGCUAGUGGCCAUACAGAGACUUUUGUGUGUAAGGGUGGUGUGGUUUACCUGUGCUGGUGGGUGGGUGACUGUUUUGUGUUCCCCCAUGAUGCUAAACAACUGAUGAUAAUAACCGCUUUUAGUAGUACUGCUGCUGGAUAUUGUAUCGAAUAAUGUUUGUUGAGUUGUUGACUUGA